Molecule: messenger RNA, 1668 nt
Organism: Verticillium nonalfalfae
Lineage: Eukaryota; Fungi; Ascomycota; Sordariomycetes; Glomerellales; Plectosphaerellaceae
Gene: PDE1
Product: 3',5'-cyclic-nucleotide phosphodiesterase pde1
Exons: 2
Coding region: 1-1668 (555 amino acids)
Biological process (GO): cAMP catabolic process; negative regulation of glucose mediated signaling pathway; cGMP catabolic process
Molecular function (GO): 3',5'-cyclic-GMP phosphodiesterase activity; 3',5'-cyclic-AMP phosphodiesterase activity
Source: RefSeq, a predicted model, not a curated record
AUGGGAGGUGUCGAGAAUGGGGAUGCUGAACCUCCUGCUGCCGAAAUGCAGCAGGACGAUGCGACCACCACUUCAGCACCUGCGCAUGCACCUGCGCCGGCAUUGCAGGUCAUUAUUCUGGGUUCCGGUGGCGGCCCCUUGGAAAGUAACACUACGGCCUUUCUCGUCCGCGCCCUUGCCACGGGAUGGCAAAGGUCAUCCAUGGUCGCCGUCGACGCAGGCGUUCACCUCGCCGCCAUCUCCAACAUUCUCCAGCAAACACAGCCGCAGAACAUAGCGCAACUGAAGAUGCCGCAUAUCCUCGAGAGUGGCCCGUUCGCGGGCAUCGAGGUACACACCGCGUCCCCUGCCGCGAACGCAGCUCACAUCGCUCGGUCCCUUGUCGACACCUACCUCAUCACGCAUCCUCAUCUUGAUCACAUAGCUGGAUUUGUCGUCAACACGGCUGGCCUGCCUGGCGGUCCCCGUCCAAAGCGCCUGGCCGGGCUACCAGCGACGAUUGAGGCUUUCAAAAAUCAUAUCUUCAACAAUGUCAUCUGGCCGAACCUCUCCGACGAAAAUGACGGCGCCGGCCUCGUCACCUACACUCGACUCGUUGACGGUGGCAGCCCGGCUGUUGGAGAAGGCGAUGCUCGUGGCUACCUCGAAAUCGCCGAGGGUAUUGCCGUCAAAGCCUGCUCUAUAUCACACGGACGUCCCAUCGAAUCUCCACCACACCGCAAUUCGCAGUCGUCAACCAGCGGCACGCCUGUGCGCUACUCGUCCUUCGACGCCUCCUCCAUGGCAGCGGCGCCUGUUCACGUCCAGCAGCAACAACUACACCACCACUUCUCACCGCGAUCCUUCCAUCACCCAACAGCCACACUCCCCCCAACACCUGGCCCCCGCGCCUCCUUUCCCAUCCAGCAACACUCUCAACACUCGCAACUCCCGCCGUCCUCAUACAACGACCCUGCUCAUACUGCUUCCGUCUAUGACUCAACUGCGUAUUUCCUGCGCGAUGUGGCAACGGGAUCCGAGGUUCUUAUAUUCGGUGAUGUCGAACCUGACGCCCUUUCGUCAUGUCCACGAAAUCUGGGUAUAUGGCAGGAAGCCGCUCCAAAGAUCGCUCGACGCUCUCUGCGUGCCCUGCUUAUCGAGUGUAGCUAUGACGAUGGUCAAGCGUCAGAUCGCAUGUUUGGGCAUCUUAAGCCGAGCUUCAUUAUAGAUGAGCUGCGCACUCUGGCCGGCGAAGUUGACGUCGCGCGUGCCUCUAUUGAGCUCGAUGCCCGCACUGCUAAGAAGCGGAAGCGGGGGAACAGCGAGGCUGUAUCCGGACUCUCGCGCCGGCGGACAGGUGGUAGUAGCGGCGAUCCGGUAAGUCCCAAGACGGUACGCAGUCGGCUUGAUGAGCCGCCACCCGGUAUCGAGACACCCCAUCUCGCGACUCCCACGGCGGAGCUGUCGCUGCGGGAUCUGGAUGCGCCGCUGGACGGUGAACUGCCUACCUUUGCAUUUGACACCAGACCACUCGAGGGGCUCAAGGUCGUCAUUGUCCAUGUCAAGGACAAACUGGAUGGCAACGACCCUGGCGCCAAGAUCUUGGGCGAGUUGCUCGCGCAUGAGGAGGAGGCUCGGCUCGGCGUGGAAUUCAUUGUUUCGGCGCCAGGGCAGAGCAUUAUUGUUUGA